AUGUGUGAAAUUUUAAAGGCAUUGCGAGACCCAUUGAUAGACAUAGAAAGUGAUUGUUUUAACAACACAAAUACGGAAGAAAUUUUAAAGGCAGCUGAACCUACUCUGACGGAUAUGCCAGUUGAGAUAAUUUUAAAAAUAUGCUCAUUUCUUGAUUCACGUUUUCUAAAAUACUCAUUCAGUAAGGUUUGUCAGAGAUUUGAAGAUAUAUUGGCAGAUGAUCAUCUCUGGAAAUAUUGGGUCCAAAAUAAAAUGAAUGGCUGUUUCCCAGCUAUACCUAAUUUACAUAUAUAUGAGGAAUCUGAAAUAGACUGGGAGGAAUUAUGUCUAGAAUUAGACGGUGAAAAAAAGAAAUGGUGUGAUGUAAAGAAUACAACAAAACAUAUUAUUGCUAAGGAUGCACAUUAUGCAUCUGUCGAUGCAGUGCUUCUUUUAAAUAAAGGGGGUGUUUGUGUGUCUGGUGGAAGAGAUCGAAGUUUGGCAUUAUGGAAUGUUUUAGAGAUGAAUCCUGAAGACUCGGACUUAAAACCUAUAAGGAUGAGACAUGAUGCCCAUGUGGGUUGGAUAUGGGAUCUUGCAGCUGAUAAUGCUGACUGUGCUGCUAUUUUGUAUUCAGCUUCAUGGGAUAACACUGUGAAAGCCUGGGACUUGGCUGCAGAUUUUAAUUGUGUAGAAACAUUCAAAUGUGGAAUGUCUGCUUUAUCUGUUGUGGCAUCUGACAAAACUGUCAUGGCUGGUCUAUAUUCAAAUAAAGUACUGUCUUUUGAUUUACGAUCUGGAGGUAAUCCAAUAAGUUCUUACAAGGCUCACAAAGGCCCUGUAUUGGCUUUAAGUUCACACAAAAAUAUGGUUGCAUCAAUUAGUGAAGACAAAACAUUAGCUAUUUGGGAUAAAGUUGCAGGAAAAAUUAUGAGAAACAAUAUUAAAAUAUCCCGAGAUAAACAAUAUCCAGUUUGUAUAAACUGGAGCUCGACAGCUAUGUACAUAGGUGAUUCUGUUGGAUUUCUUCAUCUAUUUAAUCCAGAAGACUUUACAUUUGUAAGAUCUCAUACAAUAUGGGGCCCAACCCCUGUGAUGGAACCUAAUCACAAAAUAGCUGGAUGCUAUCAGAGUAAUGGAAAUAUUAUAGUUUGUUCAGAUCAAGGGCAAAUAAAAUUUUUAUAUAACUGCCAUCCACCUAAAGAGUAUAGCACCAUUGAGACAAGCACUGUCUCUGUGACAAAGUUGCAAUACAUGAGUGGUGUUUUAGCUGUUGGUACCUGUGAGACAGCACUUGAGUUCUGGAUACCUACCUAA
This is a messenger RNA of Pieris macdunnoughi, 1296 nucleotides long. NCBI's taxonomy places the organism in Eukaryota, Metazoa, Arthropoda, Insecta, Lepidoptera, Pieridae. The record is from the annotation of a GenBank genome assembly.